Bombus terrestris (buff-tailed bumblebee) is the source of this 6946-nucleotide messenger RNA. RefSeq names its product protein lap1 (gene Lap1). Lineage: Eukaryota; Metazoa; Arthropoda; Insecta; Hymenoptera; Apidae. The coding region runs from base 505 to 3627 and encodes 1040 amino acids. Gene Ontology annotation, biological process: neurotransmitter receptor transport postsynaptic membrane to endosome; neurotransmitter receptor transport, endosome to postsynaptic membrane. The transcript has 11 exons. The record is from RefSeq and is a predicted model, not a curated record. Gene Ontology annotation, cellular component: postsynaptic density; adherens junction; postsynaptic membrane. Gene Ontology annotation, molecular function: protein binding.
GUAAGCUUAUUUGACUCUUACAAAUGUGUCAAAUUGUUGUACCUUCGAGAGGACGGUCUUUGUUGAUUUAUUGCAUCGUGAUUUGUUACUACUCUAUUGACUUUAUAAAAGAAUAGAACAUGUAACAAAUAAACAGUGAGAUAUAUUCAUGAAAGAAAUCCUUAAAAAGAAGUAUCGAAUAACCUACAUCUCUUGACAUCUAACUAGUGUUGAUUAGCGUAUCGUUGCGUUUUGUGAAUUAUUCUCAUCAGCUUGAGAAAAGAAUUUACCGACAAGUGCAUCGCGUAUCGUAGUAUCCGCGAUGAUGCGGCAAGAAAUAACUUUGACGAAGCCGGCACGUAAAAAACCGAACAUUGAUGCAUCGAUAGCUGAAUGAUUUUCAAAAAUACCAUAGAACAAGAAUUUUUAGCGAGUCCUUGUUUUGUUCUCGGAUCUAUCCUUUACCAUAAAUACAUCGAUGAUCUUUUAAAGAAUCGUACUUGAAGUGUUAUAGGCAUACAUGAAAUGGGUAGUGCUUGGUGGCAGUGUGCUGCAUGUUUGAGAACACAAGAAGAAGAUAUCUGCGAGUUGCAUUUGAAUAAUUGUAAUCUUUAUGAUGUACCACCUGACGUGUUCAUUUAUGAAAGGACAUUAGAGAAAUUGUAUCUUGAUGCCAAUAGGAUAAAGGAUCUUCCAAGGCCACUGUUUCAGUGCCAUGAAUUACGAGUACUUUCUCUCAGUGAUAAUGAAGUCACAACAUUACCACCCGCCAUAGCAUCAUUAAUUAACUUGGAAUAUUUAGACCUCAGUAAAAAUAGUAUUAAAGAGCUACCAGAUAGUAUAAAAGAAUGUAAAAAUCUUCGUUCUAUAGAUAUCAGUGUUAAUCCAUUUGAACGUUUCCCUGAUGCUAUUACACAUAUUGUUGGAUUAAGAGAAUUGUAUAUAAAUGAUGCAUAUAUAGAAUAUUUACCAGCAAAUUUUGGAAGACUUUCAGCUUUGAAAACAUUAGAACUUAGGGAAAAUAACUUGAUGACAUUACCAAAGAGUAUGAGCCGUUUAAUAAAUUUGCAAAGACUUGAUAUUGGUAAUAAUGAUUUCACUGAAUUGCCUGAAGUUGUUGGGGAUCUUAUCAAUCUCACUGAAUUGUGGAUAGAUGGUAAUGAUAUUAGACGUGUACCACUCAACAUUAAUCAGCUUUACCGUUUAAAUCAUUUUGACUGUACAAUGAACGCAAUUCAUAUUAUACCAUCAGAGGUAGAAGGAUGGAGAGAUAUUUCGAUUAUGCAUCUUUCAUCAAAUGAAAUUUAUCAGUUACCAGAUUCCCUUUGUUAUCUACGUACAAUUGUGACUCUUAAAGUUGAUGACAAUCAAUUGAAUGCACUGCCAAAUGACAUUGGACAAAUGUCAAGCUUAGAGGAGCUUAUAGUUACUAAGAACUUCCUUGAAUAUUUGCCAUCAUCAAUAGGACUUUUGCGAAAAUUACAUUGUUUAAAUGUAGACAAUAAUUACUUGAGAUGCCUUCCACCAGAGAUUGGAAGUUGCACAGCAUUAUCGUUGCUAUCAUUGAGGUCGAACAAUCUAACUCGAGUCCCACCUGAAUUGGGACAUCUAUCCUCUUUAAAAGUACUCAAUCUUGUAAACAAUUGCAUCAAAUUUUUGCCUGUUUCUAUGUUGAAUUUGAGUAAUUUGAAAGCAUUAUGGCUGAGCGACAAUCAAAGUCAACCAUUAGUGCCAUUGCAGCAGGAAUUCAAUUGUGAAGAGGACAUGAUGGUGUUAAGUUGCUUUAUGCUCCCACAAAAACCACGGCAAGAACUUGAACAAGUAACACCAACUGUAGGAUUAAUUUCAAGUUCGAUCGUUGGUACUGGAAAAAGAAUAUGUUUUGCUGCUGAGGUAGAAUCUGAAAUCCCUAGACAACUUCAUCGAGCACCGACUCCCUACCCUAAAGAGCUGCGCAACCUUGCUAGGCAUGCCCGAAAUUUGCAUCAUCAAUCAGCGCACGAUCAAAGAAUGCAUUUAGAACAGGAGACUAUGAUCAAAGAAGCUAUUAUUGCUACAACUACUCUGGACCUUACCUCAAAAUCUGGGACCUGUCUUUCACAAAGUUUAUUUAAUAAGGAUUCACACUCAUCGUUAUCACCAAUUGAACAUUAUACAUCAAAGGCAUGCAAGAAUAAUAGUUCUACGGAUAUUGGAACAGAACAAUCUGUUUCAGAAGAAUCUUCUGAUGAAGCAAAUAAGACCGUACUUGCAAAAGAAAAAAGUCCGGAUAUCCGAGAAGCAAAAUAUAUUCGUAAUCCCACGUCUGAGUAUCUUUCCAAAACUCCAACAGUAGCAGAUUAUGUAAAUUCGACUUGGAAACCGGAUGAGUACUCGAAGGCAAACACAGCAAAAAUUGUUGAAUCAGACAAAUUUAUUGAACCCUAUAAGACUAUGCCUAUUGCCGCGAACAACAAAAAUACCGAUCAUGUUCAAAUGUCGAAAGUAAAUGACGUUCCACCCGUCCCGCCACCAUACCAUAUUGCAGCCGCAUUUUCAAAAAAGGCGGCACUUUUUCAGCAAUUGAGUCAAUCAGCUCCAUUAGACUUAUCGACGAUGGCUCCUCCACCAAUUGAUAUGAACAUAUCAAAUUCGAAAAUAUCGCAGGGAACGGAAAUACAAAAUUAUGAUGGAGAGCCAUUUAAAGUUGAAGAGCAUUUGUACAAUGACAAAUUUGCAUUGAAUAAUACAGAUAUGACAAACACCUCAAGUAACGAUGGAAAUAUAAACUCUUUUAGUGGCACCGAUCAACCCACGUUAACGGAUUCGAUCGAUCCGACAGCACAGUCAUUAGAAGGAGAUCGAUCGUUAAAACCAAGUAGAAUUCCUAUUUUAAAGACGAAACAUUUAGAAAGUAUGAAUUCUAUUUCAAAUAGCGAUCUAUCGAAUAAAUGUACAAAUUCUUCUGUUGAAGACUAUGAAGCUUCAAAAAUAUUGAACGCAUCGUGUAUACCAACAUCUCCUAUAACUGGGAAAAAAUAUCGAAGUCCGCUAUCUAUGCAACCUAAAGUUUUGGAUCGACCAAAAAAGAUAAUAAACGGAUCUGUUUCAAAUAAUAAUACUUCCUGUGAUAAUUUAUCCAUAAAUGCAAUAAACUCAAGUCUAGUUACAAAUUCAAAUAUGGAAGGAAUUUCAAAAACUUCAUCUAUCGAAACGACGAAUACGAACAGUUCUAUCAAUGUAAAAAAUGAAACUAGCUCUGGUCGAAGUACUCCAAUUCUAGCGAAUAAUAAAUCUUUAAAUGAGGUGACCAAUUCUAAUAUUGAUAAUUCUAAAGUUGCUGGAUUGACUGAGUCAUUACAUUUAGAAAGAAAACCAAGAUUUAAAUGGAUGUUCGGGCCGCACAAAAAUGCUAACGUAUUGCCUGUUCAAGUGAAAAAAAAUCCAGGUCUUGGUUUCAGCAUUGCCGGUGGAGUGGCAGGCGCAGAAACCGGAAUAAUUGUGACUAAAGUGAAUCCAGAUGGUCCAGCACAAGGUACCCUUCGACCAGGAGAUAAGAUCUUAGAAGUCGAUGGUAUAGAUUUCACUAAAUCUGAUCAUAACAAUGCUGUCGCUGUCCUUCGAGCAACCGGAGCAGUAGUAUCUAUGAUGAUUAGUCGUCACCAAUGACAUCCAGUUAAAAAACGCAAUGAUAUCUUCUUUUUAUUUUCUGUAACUAGUAAUCAGUUUAUACACAUCAAACUGAAUACACUUCACGUAAGUUUUUUUAGUGUAUAUAUUUCUUUAAUUAAUAUUAGUAUAUACCAAUAUACUUAUAAACACACAAAAGAAAUAGAAGUUCCAUUUUGUUUUUCUUGAACGCUUGUUUUCAUGGUAGUAGAUCAUAUUCCCUUUGAUACUGUCAAGCAAUUGAAUGACUGAAACAGCGUUACCAAAGGUGGGAGUGAUGGUAUUUAUUUGAAGAAAAUAUUUCUGGCUUCCAGUGGUCAUGACUUGUGAACUAAGCUUUUUAAAAACAGAAAUAAUAACGAUUUCGAGGAAGAAUUCUAUUCUUAGGUUAUACCAUAGAUUAGAAAUGCGUUCCCUUGCACAAUUUAUGAUGAAGAAAAGAGUUUGAAAUGUGAUGUAUAAAAAAGCUAUUUUUAAGAAAAAUUUCUUCAUGGGCCAAUCCACAGCUUACUCAUAUUAUUUGGUUACAUAAGUAGGUAAAAUAGGAACUAUUUAGUGAAUAAUCAUAAGAUGAUAAGUUUCUUCCUGAAUUUCUAUCUCCAAAAGAAUGCAUAUAUUUGUGUUGUUUUAUGAUGUUGAUUAUAUUUGUGUCAACUCACUUGUUCUCUUUGCAGAGAGCUAACAAUGUGCCAGAAACAAAAUACUAUUUAUUAUUCAUAUAUAUUUAAAAAAAUAUUAUAUGAAAAUGAAUAUAUAUUAUGCAUAUAUAUUAUAUACAAACAUUAUCUCUGUCAACUAGGCGAGAUUCUUACAGACACUUCUUUUGUGAGAUAUCAUGUGAAGUACAUAUUUUGUAUAUGUAGAAAAAUGGUUUUUCUACAAAUUUAUCCUAAUGCAUAGACUUUAAAAGCACAAAGAGUUCCAUAAUUAACUUGCUUGUAUUAUUUACAGUUCGUAUUUAAAAAAUGAUACACUUUAAUUUCAUUUGAAAAAUAUAUCUGUGAGAAUCUUAUUAAUGUAAAGAAAAAAGGAAUGUUCUUCUAUGUGCCGUAAUUUUAUUGGUUAUGUUUUUAAUAGUUUUGUUACUAUUGGUUUUGAUUCUUUUUCUUCUUUCUUCUUUUUUUAAUAAAAAGAUACUUAUCAGAAAUAUAAAUUUACAUUUUCCAAACAAUUUUAUAUAUUUUUGCUUGCCAUUGUUUUUGAUAAGUUUGUUUUGUUAGAUACUAGCAAUUCUCUUAUCAUAAAGUCAGCUGUUAAAUGUUUGAUAAAACGAGAUCUUUAUUGUUAUGGUUGUGAAUUAUUAUAUUUCAUUCAUUCUAUGUAAAGGAACAAAUAUAUGUACCUUGUAGGGACUGUUUUCGAACAACAGUUAUUAAUAUGGCAUAAUAAUGCCAAAUCAUAAGAUAAAACACUACUUUUCUAUGUUAGUGAAGUUAUAUCAAAAGAAAAAAGAAAAAAAGAAAGUUAUUCAUGUAAAUGGAGUAGAGCUCUGAGAUAAAUGUUUAGAAAGGUUGUGUGGUGAUGUAUAGCACAAGUGAACUAUUCAUGUCAAGUUAUGAGUUAUAAUAUAGUAUACUAUUUGUAUCCCAGAACUUUUAUAGCAAGAUAACAAUAUUGCACUUCACUUUACCUCGCAUAUACAAAACAAUUACUAUGCACAUUCUCUUUAUUUAUACAUUUUUUUACAUUUGAAUUAGUUUCAUUAGUUAUAAGGACAUUUAGAAGAAAUGGUUUAUGCAUUUUUAUAGAUAUGUUUAAGUAAAUAUGUAUUGUUUGAUUUUAUUGCUUUCUAUAUUUUUUUGAUAUCUUUCAAAGUCGAUACAAAAUAUUUUUUGAUAUUCAUUUUUGUAAUAAUUUUUUUAAUAACUCGCUUAAAACGAUAUUACAGUUAUAUGGUAGCUAUACAGUGGAAAACUAUACAUACAUGCGCUUGUGUAUGUUCAGCAUAACUUCAAAUAUAUAUGAAUUGUUCUCUUCUAUAAUUAUCAGAGCUUUGAAUAUCUCAAUACAUUAUUUGAAACUAUAAUGAAGCAUAGAACUUCCAGAAUCAAGAAAUAUAAAAAAAAAUGUUAUAUUUACAGAAAGAUUUGUUUCGCGAAAUACCGGUGAUACUUAUUCACUGAAUAAGAUUCUUUACAUGUGAAUUAUUCACCUUCUAUAGGAAAUAUGUAGAAUUUUGAUAUAUUUUAGAAGUAAACCGACAAAAAGAGCAGAUUAUUUUUGAUUUAGGUAUUUUGUGAAAGUAAUUUUAGAUGACUAUAUACCCAAUUCUUAGUAAAAAUUAUAUAUGUUUUGAUUAUUUUUUAUGAGUACAUGUAGUUCUAUAAUAUAUAUAAGUAUACAUAAAAGCAGCUUGAUAUUUAAAUUUUUGAACUAACUAUAUUAUCAAUAAUAAUCUGCAUACCUAGUCAUAUUGGAAAGUAAGAAGUAUAAUCGAAGGUGGAUUAUAUUUUCGCCUGAUAAUACUUGUAUUUUUAUUAAUAUUUUGUGUAUUUUUUUAAUAUCAUUUUAUGUAUAAGAUCUAUAAUAGAAAAGAAUGCUUAUUUAUUGUAUGCUUUAUGUUUCAAUAAAUAUUCUAUUUGUUUAUACAUAACAAAUGUACAAACUGGAUUUUGCAUAUGUAUUAAUACUUUUUUAGCAAGAUGUAACAUCUCAUUUUAAAUAUUAUUUUAUGCUCAAAUACUCAAUUAAUGUCUUCUGCAGCAUAAAUUGAAAUUUUGAUUGUCAAACAAAAUUUUGGACCAUGAAAUGCAUAUACAAUCUUUUCUACUACUCUAACUACUAAACAGACUGACUACUUUUUGAGCAAAUAUUUAAGUGGCAUUUAAUGGAAUGUAUUGAUUGUAUGGAAAAUGUGUGAUUAAAAAUGCGAUACAUGAAACUGUAUAUAUAAAAAAUUAAAAAUAUAUAAGUGUACAAGUGGUUGUAUUCAUUAUUUAGAUCUUCAUUGCAAUCAAUAUUUUAUUCGAUAUUAGUUUUUAAUAAUUUCUUCAUUUUAUAAGAUUAACCAAUGUUUUCAAUAAUUUGAUAGAAUAAUAUUCCAAUUAAGUCAAAGAAAAAAGUUAUUGAAAAGACAACGUUAAUUAAUACAACCACUUCCUUGACAUAUUUUUUGGAAUAUCUGUUGAAUCAAUUUGUAUGACAAUGUAUGAUAGAUUAAAUGUACAAGAAAUGCUCACAGUGGUUUGACUGGUCAUCAUAUAAUGACUACCAUACAGUUGUAUGAAACUUUGAAUUUGUUAGAAAAAGAUAUUUUACCUUUCUUAAAAAGUCCUAGUUGGUUGUGCAGCAAUAAAUAAAUUAAUAUUUACGUACAAAA